Molecule: messenger RNA, 1161 nt
Organism: Rodentolepis nana
Lineage: Eukaryota; Metazoa; Platyhelminthes; Cestoda; Cyclophyllidea; Hymenolepididae
Source: the annotation of a GenBank genome assembly
AUGACAUUGUUAGCCCGUACCGGCCUUAAAUCUAUUCUUAACGUGUUUAAAAAUUUCUCGCAUACAAUCAGCUCUGAUAUUAGCGUUAUCGCUCGCCCAAAAUUUUCACGUGCUAGUAUAUCUGCGUCCAAACAAUGCACCGGUAGUGCCCGAGAUGUUGAAAUAAGCGCGCUGACCGACGUUAAACGUAUUCCGAGCGAUAUUAAAACCGUUCUCCUGGUGCCAAAUGAUAGAAUCAACAUAAUUACUGACUACGCUUUUAGCACCAAGGGCAAAAUGCUACGUCCUCUCCUAGUUAUGCUAAUGGCCGCUUGUGCAAAUGGACAUCUGGAUUAUUCACUUAUCGGUUCUCAUGCUCAGACCCCAAAGGUGAAAUUUCCAAAUAGACAGUUAGAAAGUAAGGUUAAUGAUGCCCAACAUGCAAUUGCCGUAAUCACUGAAAUGAUUCACACUGCAAGCCUUAUUCAUGACGAUCUCAUCGAUAAGGCAGAGACACGACGUAAGAGAGUAGCAACUUACAAGAAAUUUGGCAGCAAAAACGCUAUCCUUGUGGGCAAUGUGAUGUUGUUGAAAGCUUCGGAAUUGCUUGCAAAGUUGGAUAAUGCGGAAGUCGUGUCUUUACUAUCAACAGUUCUUGAUGAUUUGAUUCGAGGCGAAUUCAUGCAGCUAGCAUCAAAUUCUGAUGAGAACUACCGUUUCCACCUAUACCUCGAGAAGACAUACAAGAAAACAGCUAGUUUAAUGGCUAAUAGUUGUAAAGCUGUGACCAUUCUUUCCGGUGUUGGUGCUUCACUGGUGGAGUCAGCCUAUAACUUUGGUCGUCAUUUAGGCAUGGCUUUCCAAUUACUGGAUGAUGUUCUGGACUUCACUGGACAAGAAAGUAAACUUGGGAAACCUGCUGGUGGGUCAGAUCUACAGUUAGGACUCGCUACCGGUCCGAUUCCUGAGCUAGAAAAGAUGCUUGAUACUGGAUUUAAAACUCCAGAAGAUCAAAAAAGGGCUGUGAAGUACGUUCGCGAGUCCAACGGAAUUGGUCAGACGCGCAUUUUGGCGGAAUUCCACUUUCAAGAGGCUCAACGCCAAUUGGGUCGUUUCAAGGCGUCUGAUUCGCGAAAAUGUCUCCUCCAAGUGGCCGCCACGACUCUUCAAAGAAGCUUUUAA